GUAUGUGCUGGGAGUAUGUGCUGCCAAGCUGCCUGCUAAUUUUUGAUACUUCAAGGUAGUUUGGGUAGAGGAUUUUUCUUGUCAUAAAAAACAUCUCUUGUACUGUGGUUCCCAUCUCUAUCUUCCUAGCAGCUUCCCCGUCUCUAUCUUCCCAGCAGGUCCAGAGAUGCCCUCUCCACUGGAGAUAUGGAUGGGCUGGUAAAAGUUCUAUGGUCUCUGACCUUGGAGGUUGUGAUGGCAGCAGCAGUUCUGUUCACUGACAUGUGGCAUUCUAGCAGCUUCUCAGUUUGGGUAUUAGGUGCAAAGUCCUGUCAUAGGCUUUUGCUGCCUCAUACCCUUGCAGCUAUCCUGUGAAUAUGGGCUAAUUUAUCUGCUAGAGAUAAAAAGGGUUAUUCCAGAUGCAUGAAUCAUUCAGCUUCACUGUAUUCUGUUGUGUACAAUUUCUUGUGCACAUCUGUUGUACUCUGUGCAUAAAGAUAAAUAAUAGCUAAGAUGUUUCCCUCAUUUGUGUGUAUAUGUGUGUAUAAGCAUUAGAAUUGGAUAAAGAUCAAAAAGUUAGAGACUUGGCUAUAUCUAAGCCAAGCAUGAGUAAUUUUGAAUCCAGUGAUCUACAAUAAGAGUUUUGCAUCUCAUUCUAAACCUUUGUUUAGUUUGAGUCUAUCAAGUACUGCUUCUGUCUCUUGAAUUUUCUUUUUUACUAAUCGCGGAGUACAAUCAACCUGAAGGAAUAUUCAGCCAAAAUCAGAGUGAUUACUAAAAUUACAAAAUAUCAUAGAAUCAUAAAAUGGCCUACGUUGGAAGAGAUCUUAAAGAUCAUCAAAUUGUUCUAACAUAUAUUAUACAGAGAUUAUACCACGAGUAGCCAGCCAAAGUGGUUAUAAAAUUGACCUAAGAUAAUAAAGCCAGUAGUUUUUAUCACAGUAUUUUCUAGAUCAAGAUUUUAAGGGGCAGCUGGUAUGUUACAUAGAAUGUAAGCAGAAUAAAGCAGACAUAAAUCAUAGGGGUUUUAGCAGAGGGAGAAUAAAAACUUGAGUUACAUGACUUAAUAUAGUUUGCUGCAGUCAUCACACAUUCUAUCUAAUGCUCUCUUGCCAUUAUUAAAUGCAGGUGCAUGAGGCAGUGGGCAGCACCAUUUUUGAAUAUGGGCUUUAAACUCUGAUGUCUUAGCCAAUGUCCUCUGUAACUACAGACAAUAUGAAGCAAGAAUUCAGGAAUAUAUGGCUGUUGGCCUGCCCUAGUGAAUUUAGAUUGCAUUCACAAUACUGCAAGUUGGUGUGUAUUUAGCCAUGUAAAGGUGUAAUGUCUCCAUAAUGUCCCCAGCCUGAAGAUUUCACUUCUUUUCAACCAAAACACUCCCUUUUCUUGAUACUGAAUAAAAAUGUAGCAGCAUGCUAGGUUUAAUUUUACAAAACCUAAAUCUUUAUUCUGAUGCAACUCUACCAGGCAACAUAAAUAUAGGAAAAAAAUAAGUACCUAAUACAUCUAAAGUUAUGUUCCAUGUGUUGUUUCUGUGAAAGAUUCUUGGACAGCCUUUUGUAAAAGCAGUGAAGUUAGAUGCUAAACAGUAACUUAAAUUUACCUACAAUGCAAAAAAAAAUUAAAGAAGUUAUGAGGCAUGGAUAUUGUUUAAAACUAUUGCUCCCCUGUAUGUAUAAUUUCCUUCUUCCUCACUCCUGAUAGCCCUUUGAUAACUCUGAGCUUCUACAGUUGAGGUAAUGAUUGAAGUGUAUGACAUACUAGUGAUUUAUUCAUCAACCACACCCUGUAAGCAUUGAUUCAGUGGAAAAUGAUUGUAAAACUACAAAGCAUGUGAGUGAAGCAUAGCACAGAAGGAGAUGUUGCCAGUGCAUCUUCCCAGUUCUGGUUACUGGUAAGGAAUCUUCUGACUGUCAACUUCAGUGUUUCCCCAAACUUACCCCAACAGCUGGUAUGCAUGCCAAUGCCUGCUUGUGUUUACUAUCUUCCAGUGCAUCUCAGAAUCUAAAAUCAGCCCAUAGCUUCUUUCCUCUCAGUUGGAAGUAUCUUAAAGAUUCCUACUCUCAACUUUUGAAAAAGAGCUGCACCUGCACCAGGUAUUUGAAAAAUAACCAGGCAGAAAUCAUCUUUUCUCUCUUACGUCCCUCAUUCCCCUGCAAGGCAGGGGAGCUUUUUAUUUAUCUCUUCCUUUAUAUAGUCUAAUAGGUAAUAUAAGUUUCAAGAGCUGGAUACAACAAAAUACAGCUGUUUCCUCUAGGAAGGUAUCUUCUAAAAGAACAGCUUUCAGUUGCAAAACUGUUAAAGAAAUAUUCUCAGAACAAUUUCCAGCUCUUACAGUGUCAUUUUUGGCUGUCAGCUUGCACUUUUUUUGUUUUCCUUACUUCUUUCAACUUUUGAUACUCUUCCACUACAAUCUGCACUUUUGGGCUUCAUAGAGGGUUCCCAUUGUGUUCUUCCACUUCACCUGUAUUCCUAAGACCCAUAUAUGGUCUGCUAAACUUUUCCAGAGGGAAUCCUAGAUUCUUGAGCCGUGAUGAAUUGCUGUUUCUUCUUCAUCAUAGCAGUUUCUGCCUGAACCUCAGCUUCAGCAGGAUCUCUGGAUCUGACCUGACAUUUUUCUUCAUGUAGCUUUGCUUAAGCUGCUCUAUUUGAGUAACAGCUUAUUUGAUUUCCAUGCUUUAUCAUUUCGUUUAGCCAUAGCAGAUUGAUAGAUAUUUGGUGACCUAUUUGGACUGUUUGUAGAACACAAGUUUAUCAUGAGUUGUUUCAGCAGUAGCAUAGUUGCAAAAAAAAAAAAAAAAACAAAAAACAAAAAAACACCCAAAAAAACAACAUACAGCCUUAAUUUGAAAACAAGUGAUGAAUUGCUUUCCUGGGUAGGUCUUAAUUACAAAGCAUUAUACAAUAUUACUAAUAAAUUAAUAAAAAGAAUACUACUAAUAAAUAUUUUUAUUUUCACUUAACCUGCAGCUGGCUUUUGUUGCAAAAAUAGCCCUUAAACUACCAGUAGUUUCUUCUUGUGGAAAGGUGAAGUGGAUGAUGUACUGGAUUGUGUUUGCCUUUUUCACCACUGCAGAAACUCUCACAGACAUUGUUCUUUCUUGGGCUGAGAGAUGCCCUGUUUAUGGAGUUUUCAUGGCUAUGGAUGAAAGACUAAAUGAUACUCGAAGAAGGUUUCCCUUUUAUUUCGAGCUGAAAAUCGCAUUUGUGAUUUGGCUGCUCUCCCCUUACACCAAGGGCUCCAGUGUCCUCUACAGGAAGUUUGUGCACCCAACGCUCUCCAAUAAGGAGAAGGAAAUUGAUGAAUACAUUACUCAGGCUUGUGACAAGAGCUACGAAACCAUGAUGCGAGUUGGCAAGAGAGGGUUAAACCUUGCUGCCAAUGCAGCAGUUACUGCAGCUGCAAAGGGCCAGGGAGUUUUGUCUGAGAAGCUUCGAAGUUUCAGCAUGCAGGAUCUCACUCUGAUCCGAGAUGAAGAUACUGUGCAUAUGCAAAGCCGUGAUCCACAGCUGCACGCCUCUGGUGCGAGUCUUUUGGAAACUAUUGAAGACUCAGCUUCCUGUUACUCCUCAGGAGAGGAGAGCAGUGUGGCACAUCGGUCUAAUGGAACCCCGUCAGAUACUAGAACAGACCCAUCAGAUGAAGAUGCAGGAGACAAACUUCCUAAACGUACCCAGAGUCUCAAAACUCCUAAAAAGGUGAUGAAAGCUGAACUUCCAGUGAGAAGUGUAAAAGCCCGCCCUAAGAAGAAAGCUGCUGGCUCUCUUGCUUCUGGCGAGUCAUCCUAAGGCGACCUGCCCCCCUCAGCACCUGUCUCUGUCCUGGGAUUUGCCUUUCGCUUUUAUGGGGAAACUCUCCAAAGGAAGGGAGCUGAGAUUCUUGUACAUAACCGAUACUGCUUUACAGAGCUCAUUCCAAGGCAAGGGGGAGGCUGGGAUUCAGAAAGCAGAGUAGAGGAUACAAAUCCUCAGGAAUUUUCUCCUUUUCAUCUCUCUGUUGGAGGGAAUGCUGAUAUGUCUGUACAUAGCCAGUUGCUUUGGAAUUCCCACUGUAUAACUCUAGUUGAGAAUCUUUGCUGAAAAAACUGACUAGGGUUAGAGACAUCCAUUGCACAGAAGCUGGAAAAAUAUUAGACACUGGAGUUCCAUAGGGUGGGUGGCUCUCUAAAAUGUCUUAUCUUGCUCUGGGUAUUCUCCUGCAGCUGUGUGUUGUCAAGAAGUGCCCACCAUGAGUCAUAUUCCUUAAUAAUGGACCAUACCUGAUAUGUCCAUCACCUUUGAGAAAGUGACUGAAGGGAUGUAUGCUGAGUGCUUUUGAACAUAAAGGACUGGCUCAUGGGGAGGUAUAUGCUAGAUUCCCACUGCUCAUACUGGAAGAUUAAGAGAUUGAGUUUCUUUUUAUUUUUUCUGGAAGGUGAUAAUUUUUUCUGGAAGGGAGAUAAUUGGAAAAGGUGAUAAAGGAAAUGUGCUAUUACAUGCACAUUAUAUGAUGGAGUAGGUAGGAGUUACUGUUGAGAAGUAAAGUUUGGCAUCUAAGAUUUUGGCUCUUUUUGAAACUGCUUGAAUUUUAUUUCAGGUUCUAAUGCUCACUUUGACUCCUCUGAGAGCAUCAGAAUGAGGCAAAUCUCAUGCAGUUCCAUGGCAAGCAUACUGGCUUUGCCAUUUAGUGGUUGAACUCAUGUCAUUGUGUUGCUUGUUACUUCAGACAAAUUCUUUUAUUCUAGCAGAUGUCUGGGGAAAAUCUGUCUCAAAAUAGUCUGCAGACAUACUUGAGAAUUUCAGAAGCCCUCACCUCUCAGCUUUAGGAGAGUCAAUCCUCAGGACAUAAGAACUGAAACAGUUGAUUUAUUAACAGUUGAGCUCCUCUAACUUCAGGAUUUCGUUUAUGGGGGAUAAAAAGCGGGCACUAGGGCACAGUACUGGUGAAUACCGAUUAGUCUGUCCUCUUGCUAUAUCCUGCUGCAGCCCUUGCACAGAUUUUCUGUCUGACAUGUGCCAUGCUUAUCGGUGUCCUGAGACUCGAGCAAUACUUAACACUUGGGACAGAAAACUACAAGGAAUGUAGAAUAUGUAUUGUGGGAGGGAAAUUGUAGUGCUGGAGAGAAAAUUUGCAUAAUGACAAGCCAUACUAGACUCUUGAACAUUGUUAAGGGGAGAACCCCUGUACACAUGCCAGCUGAGCCUAUGAAAAUUAAGGAGUAGGGUUCUUGUUAUCAAGAUCUAUAAAGGUGCACCAUUAUAGACAUGGAUGUCUGAAUGAAUACUUGAUGGUCUGAAUUUUCACUGAAAUUAGUUAUCAAAGGAACCUGGCUCCUACAUGCAAGUGUUUGUAUCCCAUACUUUUGGGAUGCAAAUGUGACUUGCUGUCACAUUUUUGAAAUUACAAUGAAUUCUUCACAGAGCCCAGUAUUUUGCUGUUGACAAGGUAUAGAAGCACUUCUGCAGCUAAUGCUCCACAAGUAUUUAUGUCCUAGGGAAUAGCCUUUCAAAAGUUUGUAAGGUUGAAGAUUAGGACUGAAUUUUUGUUUUGUUUUCCAUUAUCUUGGUGGCAAAUUGUUUGCUGUUGAAUUCAUCAGUUAUUUCAGGAGGCCAGUUAAGUUUAGUUUACUAUUUUUUGUAGCUUUAAAAAAUUUAAACUUUACAGUCCAUGUUAGAAACUUGCGUCUUGUCAGGAAUAUUUGUCCUGAAUUAUCCACAAGGCCUUAUCUAGAAUCCAGUAGAAAAUCCUUGAUUUGGUUCUGCAUUUCAUAAAAAAAACCCAAUUGUUUUGUUCUUUUUUAGUUUAUUAGCAAACUUCAUAUUCAUGUCUUACUAGCACAUGCAAAUGCUUGUCCUGAAGCAGGAAUACUUGCUGUUUCCAAAGGAAAUUCCUCUCUCCAGACAACACAUAAAAAUCUUUCAUGGUUAUGUGGAAGAUCCAGUUGUGAGGAAUUGCUAUCCUAGACUUAACUGUACUGAGCAAGAGAGAACCAUUGUUCUCUGUAUAUCAAGUAUGUCUAUGACCAUGUUUCUUAAUUUUUUGUUUUCAAAAUUAAAAUUGUGCGUAGCAAAUUAUUUGUGUAAAUCAUUGUGACUGACUUGAUUUGGAAGCCAAGUCUCCCCGUGUGCUGUUCUUCUUGCCCUUUCCUUGUGCAUGCACUGUGAUAGUCUAUGAUUACUGGGUUUCCACAGAGCAGAAUCUUUUCUAGAAUCUUUUCUAGAAUUCAUUAAUUUGUAAUGGCUUUUCUGCUUUGAAGCACAGGAAGAAUUUCUGAAGAUUCAGUUCUGGUGUUUGGAUUUAUCUUUGUCUUCCUGAGUUGGGGUCUGUGCUAAGUAGCUUUUACUUAGCAUUGAUGCUUGAUGUCAUUAGCUUGUGGGUAAAUACAGGUCAGUUUUACUCUGAGUUUUCUUUAUACAGGGGAAUUGGCUUUUGGUUGCAAGAGGGAGUCUACAGUACAAUCAGGGACUAUCUGGUGUGUGAUAUGAAGCUGAUGAUGUCAAGCAGCAGAACUUACCCAGAGCAAGACCAAUGUCUUUAGCAUGGAUUCUGUUUUCUUCUUCUAGUACACAUGUGACUGCUAGAUUGUGCUUUGCUUGAUCAAAGCCACUGCAGAUCUACCACCACCCACGUGACCUCUUAGUGAGUUUCUAGAUAUAAUUCUGCAUUGGAUGCACUGUCUUGCAUAGAAAUUCUCUUGUUAAUGAGAACGCUGAAUGUGCUGUUUUGAUAAAAUGCUUUUAUCAGCUGCUGUUCAGUGUUUUCAGCAGGAAAUGCUGGAAUGUAGUUUCUCUUCAGUACAUCUGUGGGCUUCAUCAUGCAAUUAAGCAAAUGGUUAAAUCUUCACCUAGCAGUAGAACCCUGUUGUGUUUGGUAAACGUUUAGAGCCUUUUCCUAAUCUGUCUGGCCAUAGAGAGAAGUGCAGUAACAGAAAAUGAUACUUGAAGAGGGGGGCUGAAGAGGGUGGUAUGUGUGUGUCAAACAUUGUGUGCCUAAAGGUUAUCCUAAAAUACUUGUACCAUGACAAACAAAGUUGAAGCCAUGACUGCCUUUUGAAAAGAAAUGUUUUACUUUCAUGCUUUGUAGUAGUACAAGUCAGUGUUCUGCUGUUGGAAAAGAAAAUACUGAAAUAUGUUUUCCUGUGUGAGAAACUUAAUGAUUUGUUGCAUAAAAGGGAAAAUGUUUUCUUGUUUGGCAGUAAUCCUCUGUGGUGGGUAAGAAAUAUGAAAAUACAGGGGAGACAACUGUCAGGUUUUAAACCUUUACACUUUACCUAAACAUCAUUGUUACCUACUUUUUUAAAAUUGAGUUUGUGAUUCUCCAGCUUUACAUUUCUGGGACUGAUUUCCUUUAGACUAGAAUGAUUUCCUUGGUAGGUAGAGUGUAUAUAUAGAGAGGGGUGCUGGUGUUCUUAAAAUUUCAAAGCUUGUUCUGGGGAAGUUUCACCUUCCCUCAUUUUAGUGAAUUGAUUUCCAUUCAUUGUGCUUUUGCAGUGCUGGGCUUUUUUUUAAUACAUCGCUCUUGGAAGUAUGACUCCCUCACAAUAUACUUCCUUGGAAAGCAAGAGAACCACAGCUUUCCAGAAAUAGUUAUUUAUUCUGUGCCAUCUUAAUCAGCAGGAAAUUUAGUGCCUUAGGAGAAAAGUAAGAUAUCUAUGGAGAACUGUGCUGGUUCUCUGAUCUACACAGAGCAUUGUAUUAAGGAGGCUCACAAGUUAACUGUGAGGUGUCAUUGUGUGUUUGAGAGCAGCUGUUGAAUUGAGUUGUUUCCUUUCUGUCUUCCUAAGUUGCAUAUAGUGCUGGAAAGUGUGGAUUGCUCCCUAAGAGAGAAAUCUGGGGGAAAAAGUUGUAUUCUAAUGGGGACACUGUGUUGUCACAUUACUGCUUGCUGUGCAGAUGCUGAAUGACAUCUCUAUGUAACUGGUCUGUACUACAGCUUUUCUUGCUUUAGCCACUAGGAAUUUGUAAUGUGCUGUUUGGCUGAAGCAUCGUGUGGUGCUGCUUUGUGUGUUGUCUUGCAAAGUCAGAGAUGUGAAAAACCAGGAAAUCACUGCAAAGUUACAUGAGCUUGUAGAACCAUAGAGGUGUCAGAGUUGGAAGGGGCCUCUGGGGGUCAUCUGGUUCAACCUCGCAACUCAGUCAGAGCCACCCACUUCCAGUUCUUGUGUGCUGUUUCUGGUCUGGAAUCUGCUGAGUUUAAUGUUUAAGAGCUGAUAAUAUGUGCAGAAAUGCAUAUGCUGUAUGGGAAUGUGUUUUAGUGUUACUGAGGAGAAAUGUUUCCUGGUCACUUUUCAUCUGGAAUUUGGCUCUGUUGUAAGACACUAUAAACAUAACUCAUUCUUAUGUUCUUUAUAGCUAUUGUUAAGAAGCCUAGAGCCCUCAAAAAAGAUCUUGAGGUAUGCAGAGUAAAUUGUGAAAACGGUUGGUUUUAACAGUAAAUGUAGACAACAAUUGCAUAGCGGCUAAGAACCUUUCCUGUGAGAUAGAUAGAUAGAUAGAUGGCAUUAGAGUAGAAAAUGAGCUGUGUAUGUUACAGAGUUGUCCAGUAAAUACCGCUAACUUUCUGAGCCUCAAGCAACACUUAAAACCAUGCAUUCUACAGAUGAGAGCUUGAUUUCUUUUUUGAGCCUGAUUUCUCACUUGGAGUCAGUCUCUGUCUGUCUCCCUCCCUCCCUUCCCCUUUGCUUCCCACCACCUCCCCAUCCCUUUCAAACUGGGCUUGAGCUACAUACAUUAAGAUUCUUCAAACAUUCAUCCCUUCAGAGCAAUAAAGUUUUACCUCAGCAGGCAGCUGAUCUGCAGGGAGGACCAGAUGAAUAUCAAGUAUCUCUUGUCACUUUUGUAGAUGUGUUACACUGGAGAAGCACUAGCAGGAAGCUUCAGAGGAUGUGUUUGCCUGGGAAAUUCUACCCUCUGUCCCCUGCCAAAGCCUGCAUUUUUGGGUGAACCAAAUGCUGGACUUAGCUAUGCUCAUACACACAGUUAUCUGUAGAAUCCCACAAUUCAAUGUCAGAAUUUCCAGUGCUCUAUUUCUGAUGAUAACAGGAAUUAAAAUAAUACGAAGUGAAAAGAAACAGUGGCAAAUUGGUGGUUUUUUGGGUUUUUUUGCAACUUUGCAGGUAAAUUUAGGUCAUUGCUAUUCAUAUGCCUAAAAUCUUUGCCUAAAGCCCCUUGCAAGCUGUCUCUUACUUUCUUGCUCUCUUUCAGAGCUCCUGUUCUUCUGUGAACUGGUUAUGUUUUUUAUGUUUACUCUUAGUAAGCAAGGGCUGACUUCCAUUUUACUGACUGUGGAGACUUGAAAUAUACUGUACUAGAGCUGUAAUUUAGCCUUUUUUUUUGUUAUUUAAACCUAUGACCUAGAUUGAUACAUGUUACUGGUACAACGAGGCCUAAGGCUAGAUUCCCAGGUGGAAUGUAAGCAUCUAUUGCAUAUAGCAUAGUUUGACAAAUUUCCCUUUUUUUGCAGUGGAUUCUGGCUGAAAUGUGCUUACUGCAGACCCUUUGGACAAGAGCAUUCUGUCAGCGUUUAAUCAGAUAAUGUUAGAAGUAACAUUUAUGGGAAUAAUGCAAAAAUAAGUGAACACUAAAGGAGCAAAAGCUCAAGUCUUUUAUAAUAUAUAACUGUCUGAGACUAUGUAAAACACUAAAGCAUUUCUGGCAGCAGUGGGAAUGCAUUGCUAUACUGACUUAGAAAGGUAGGGCAUUCAGUCAUGGUCUUUGUAGCAGGUUUGGGAGGAAAGUUAGUCUGGAUGGCAAGCAUAUGAAGUUUUACAUACCAAGGAACUAAGUUUUUAUCACAAGUAAUGCUUAGUAAGUUACCAAAAAGAAAGAAGUCAGAAAAUUUGACUAAAAUUAUAAAAUGAAGAGAAAUUUUCCUGAUUGUCAAACCUAGUAUUGAAUAUAAACUUUCUGUGUUUGUGUUGCUGCCUUAUUUGGGAAAGCACUGCAUUAAUGAACUCAUCAUUUCUGACUCCUCUCUUAGAUUAUUUCUGAAAUGAAUCUCAAAUUAGAGAUGCUUGGGUUUGACUCAGCAUUUUACCAUCCAAGUCCCCAUUAGCACAGUGCUGAUCUAAAGGCAGUACGGCACUAGAAGGGUUGUGAAUUACUUUUUGUCCACUAGAGGGUAUAAGGAUAAUGUAAAACCACUGAACAUGAGAGAGCAGAGACACGUCUCAUAACAGUUAGUUCAAUUAUGGCAGUUGAACAGCAAUAUUUCCUACGCAUGAGUGAAGGUCCUCCAUGGGGGUGAGGAGGAAAACAAACUGGGGCUCUAAUGGAAAAAUAUGAAAUAAUACUGCUAUUAAUCUCUGACUGAAAAGGCUAUUCUGGGCAUUCUAAUUGAGCCACUAUCCAGUGAGGCUUGCUGAGACAAUAGCAUUACAGAAUUACUGUCCUCAGUUUUUGAUUUUUGUUGUAUAUUCAAACCAUUUUCUAGCUGUAGGAAGCAGCUCUGAAAAUGGCAAUGUUUGUGAUUCCUCUCCUCCCCGCAGCCCUCUUUCCCCCUGCCACCUUUUGCAAUUAACCAAUUGCUGUGUGUUGCUCUACUUUAUACUCUGAAUGUUAGUAGUAUUUCCUGGUAAGGAUGAGUAUUUUCUUUCAGUUGUGUCUGUUUUCUCUGAAAAGAGAAGCAAUUUUAAUCUAAAAAUAUAGAUGUAUCUAAUGUUACUAUGGUAAUUUGUGACCAUGGCAACAGAGAGUUAGCAUUCUGAAGAACAGACACAGAUUUGGUUGGUUUGUUGGUGGUUUUUUUUUGUUGUUGUUGUUGUUGUUGUUUUUUUUUAGUCAAUUAAUGGUGCAUGCGUUUCACAAAAUGACCUUGACUUUUCAUAUUUGUUAACCAUACAGGAUAAUAUGGGUCCAUGGGAUUUUGACAUUCUUACAUGGAAAAGCUGAUGUUAGAACAUAAUGUAACGGUAUGAGAUUCUUUCCAAUGUUGAGAAAUUCUUUUAUUUGCAACAGCAUAGAUGGAGACUUGCAGACUGAAGGAGGAUCCAGGGCAUACCAGGAAUUUUCUGUAGGAAAGAGAAACAGAAUAUAGAAUAGUCCUGGGGAUUCUUCAAUGUCAGACUUCGGGGGGGAAAAAACAAGAAAAAUAAAAUAUAUUCAAUGUGUUUCUAUUUCCCCAUCAUAUGAUCAGCCUUAAGUAAACCAACACAGUGCUUUUGGGCAGGUGCUAAAUUUCAAGUACAAGUUGUGGGUUGCCCUGACAUGGCCUAUCCCAAGAGCAUGUAGGGCAUUCUACGAAACAUUUAGCAAUGAUUUAAAGAGUUAUAAGAAAUUAACUUAUUAUUUUUUGAGGGAGGUAGGAAUGGGCUUUUGUGGCUAAGCGUUAUAUGUAGUGUAUUUAUCUCUGCCUGUAUAGAGCUAACAUAAAGGCUCUCUACUGUCAACACUCAAUGCUGGUUUUAUAGGAAGUGUGCUGAUGUAAGUUUAGCCAAAACUAAAGCACAGAUUUUUUUUCCAAGCUUUUCCUUUUUCCUAGGUUCUGUUGGGGAAUCUGGCAACUGAAUGGAAAUGAUAACAUUGCUGCUAUCGCUUGCUUAUUUGAAGCGAUGAAUAUAUUGAAUGAAAUAGAAUUAAGCGGCAUUUAAUAGUUUAAUUUUUGUAAAAGCCAGCUGUUGUGACCAUUCUGUAUUUACUACAAGAAUAUGAUAACUGAUGCCUGGAGCCAUUGUAGCGCAGGAAGGCUUUUACCCCCAAAAAGGGAAAGCAGAGAAAAGGCCAACACAAACUGAAAAUAGUGCAGUCUCCUGUCUCUGAUACUGCUCAGUUUAUUUGAUGAUCAGAGGGUAGUUUGGAAUUUAAGCACACAUUGGAAAACGCCUCGUUAUGACACUGUCGCCUUUUUACCCAUGUGCUGAAGCGCAGUGGUGUUAAAUGACUGGGUUAAGGGAGUUUUCCUAAGAGGAGGAGUUGUUGAAAUUCUGUCGCUAAUUUUUGUAGUCAUUAAGUUUGGUCACUUGCUGCAGUUUAAUGACUUACAUGUACAAAACCUAAGUCUUGUGUUGUGCUUUCUUUAAUACCCAUACUCUUCUUAGAUAUCUUUUAAUAGUCUCUUUUUUGAAGUGUCUAUUUUAAAGGGCCCAUUGCUUAUCUUCCAUUUCUAUCCAGAGUAUAAUACAAAAAGUUUUAUCAAUGCAGAUGUGCUCUCAUUCCACAGGGUGGCAACUAGUCAUUGUUUCUCUACUAAAUUAUUUUGACAUUUCCACUAGAAGCGGCUUUCCUGGCUAAGUUCGCUUCUGACGUAUCAGGGUCAUACACAUGGAAAGACAGCCCUUCUGUUGGGGUUAGAGAGUAUUUGGAAAAGCUCAUUUUACUGUGUCUAUUUAGGCUGUAUCAACUUGCUGAAGAUUGCUGAUGAGACCAAAAAGGCAUCAUCUAAGGACUAAAUUUUGAACACUACUUCUUGCUUCUGUCUCAUGUGGGUCUCUCUGGUAAGUGGUACUCCCAGGAACAACUGAUCACAAGUCUAUGAUGGCACCUCUAAAGAAAAAGUUGCUGUGGUAAGGUUUAGUUAUUGAUGUGGGUAGGGGAGAAAGGUUCUAGAGGUUAUUUAUUGACUUUUUAUUUCCAGUUUAUUUUGACAGAUAAAUGUCUCAGAUACUUUGAAUUUAAAUCUAUAUGUGUCAUCAGAAUAGGCUUAUAGAUUUGUUAGCUGAAGGUAUGGCUUUUUGUUCUUUGCUAGUGAGUUUACAUACCUUUCUUCCCCCUCAUGCCCCAGUUUCUUGCUACUGAUGCCUGUGGAUAUUAUUUUUAAAAAUGCUGUUUUGUUAUCUUUUGAAAUUGUGCUCCUAAAUAAUUUUAGUUUAUCUUCAUGUCUUACGUGUUUAGUCUUCUGCCUUUCCCCCUCUCCAUUAUUGAAUUAAUAAAUAUAUGAAAAUGAACACAAA
Molecule: messenger RNA, 12842 nt
Organism: Haemorhous mexicanus (house finch)
Lineage: Eukaryota; Metazoa; Chordata; Aves; Passeriformes; Fringillidae
Gene: REEP2
Product: receptor accessory protein 2
Exons: 8
Coding region: 3013-3765 (250 amino acids)
Biological process (GO): endoplasmic reticulum tubular network organization
Cellular component (GO): endoplasmic reticulum tubular network; endoplasmic reticulum membrane; cytoplasmic microtubule
Molecular function (GO): taste receptor binding; microtubule binding
Source: RefSeq, a predicted model, not a curated record